AUGUCUACUAUUGUCAUCGUAUCGACCAUUCCCAAAUCCAAAGUAUUAAACAAUGAAGAACACCUAAGGGUGGACACCCCUAGACACGUAGUACGCGACAAACGGAUAGUCAAAUACGGUUUUACAGGUUGUUACACCAUCACAGAAGACGGGAACCUUCUGUUUAUAGACGGUGAUGAUGAAGUCCGUAAGUUAACAUCAGUCGACACCACACUCUUCACACCAGACAGAAGAGCACUCUGUAUCCACUCCUCCCGUAUUAAUGGCGAUAUACUGGUGGGGAGUUAUGAGAAAGUGACGAAGUACGACAGGACAGGACGGAAUCCUCGGGUCAUUAAGAAGGACGACAAGGGACAAAGUCUGUAUGGAGUACCAGCAUACAUCACGGAGAACAAGACCGGAUACAUCUGGACUUCUGAAUGGAGAACGAAAGCAGUAUUAGUGGUGGUGGAUAAAUCAGGACGCCGUCGGUUUAACUACAAAGGUCGUCCGUAUGACCACUCAGGUCAUCAACCUGUCUUUUAUCCAACAGGAAUCUGCACUGAUGUCCACGGACACGUAUUGGUGUGUGGUUAUAACAAUAGCAGUAUCCAUUUCCCGGAUCAGGACGGCCAGUUCCUUUCUCUACUGCUUACACAAGACCAACAUGGAAUGCGUGUGUGGACGACCAACACAAUCUCUAUCUGUGAAAGACGUACAGUUGCAGCUGACACAUACUGCAGCAAAAUUGGUUUUAAAGAUGAAAUUAAUCUGGAAGACAUUUCUUUAAAUCAACCAGAUUCCCUUCCAAGAGAUUGCAAUUCCUAUGCGGUAUUUGACCUAGAAACGACUGGAUUAGGUUUGUGA
Messenger RNA from Ostrea edulis (European flat oyster), 846 nucleotides. RefSeq lists its product as uncharacterized. NCBI's taxonomy places the organism in Eukaryota, Metazoa, Mollusca, Bivalvia, Ostreida, Ostreidae. Bases 1 to 846 code for a protein of 281 amino acids. The transcript has 3 exons. The record is from RefSeq and is a predicted model, not a curated record.